Messenger RNA from Drosophila sulfurigaster albostrigata, 2274 nucleotides. RefSeq lists its product as uncharacterized. The record is from RefSeq and is a predicted model, not a curated record. The coding region runs from base 837 to 2129 and encodes 430 amino acids. Lineage: Eukaryota; Metazoa; Arthropoda; Insecta; Diptera; Drosophilidae. The transcript is spliced from 3 exons.
UGUCGUCGUUGUUGCGAUAUUUUUCAAUUUUUAUAAUUAGUAUUUGUGGCGUGCGCUUUCGUAAAUGUUGCUCUGAUUUCGGACUGUGUUUGCUUAGAGACUACGAGACUCGAAAACAAAGACAAAGACGGACCCAGACCCCAGACCCCGCUGAAAACUUGAUAGAAACCCGCUAAAUUCGACGGGCAACUGGCAAAUGGCUCAAAGUGCGUGCAAAUCAAAUCCGAAAUUCUAAAUCGAAAUGCAAUUAGGCGGCGGAUGAAGUUGAAAUUAAAAUUGAAUUCGAUUCGCAAUUGAAAUCGAAAUUGCAAUUGCAACCGCGAAUACUAUCGAAAUUGUCGCUGCUUCUGUUGUGUGUCUAUUUCUGUCGAAGCUGCCAAAGAUCGUACAAUUUCAAUUAUUUUUACAACACAUAAAUACGCUCUUUAUAUGUACUAUAUAUCCGUAUAUUCAAUUAUACUAAGUAUACUUAACUAUACAAUACCAACCAACAGACCGUACAUAUUCUCGAGUCGAGUAAAUGCCAAAAACCACAUAUCGUAAAUCGUAUAUUUAGUUCAUUUAAUGAAAUAGAUCAAGACAAAAGUAAGAUCCUACUAGCUACUCAACCUGCGUUGCCUGCCUGCUAGACAAACAACGAAUCGAACCUCGGUCAAUCGUUCAUGUGUGUGGAUAUGUAUUGAGCAUACGUCGUAUAAGUAAUAUUGUCGGAUUUCCGUCAUCAGUGCGAAGGAAUUAAAAAAGUAGCGAAACCCACGCAAAAACAAAAAAAAAAAUGGCCACAUUUUUAAGUCGAUUUCAUCGUGAAAAAAAGCGAAAAGAUUUUACCAUCGUCUAUGAACGGAGAAGCAAACAACAACAGCAGCAACAUUAAGAAAACAGCUGACACGAUGGAGGCAGCAGCCUCUGCCUCUGCCUCAACUGCAGCUGCAGCGACAACAACAACGACGCCGGCUGCACAGCCGCGUCCACAGAGACGCUACAUGCGCAGCGCGACAGCGGCGAGCGUCACUCAGCUGCUCUCCGAAAGCUGCAACAGUUUGCUGCAACGCUUUCGACGCAAUCCGAGCGAACGACCUGAUAACAAACAGCAACAACAGCAGCAGCAGCUACAACAACAACAACAACGCAAUCGUGCGCCAGCCAUAGCCGAGGAUAGCGCAGGCAGCAACAACAAGAACAAAUCACGCAGUAGCUCUAAGACUCCAACGAAUGAGAACUGUAACAACAACAACAACAACCUAAACAGCAGUAGUAGCAACAACAAGAACGAUAAGAGAAAAGGAAGUCUCAGCAAACAGCACAAACGUCGCCGAAGCUCAGAAAAGUCUUCAAGCGGGCGAAGACGUCCGGAAGCGGAAAGGGAAAGGGAUCGAGAUCGAGAACGGGAACGGGAUCCGAACGCUAUGAGCGAUCGCCACAGACGUUAUUAUGCUGGCGGCGGGUUGGGCUAUCAUCCGAUCAGCAGCAAUGUUACUGGAACGGGGGUAAGCUCCAGUAGCGCCGCUCUCAUGGGUCGCUAUCAAAAGAGCUCCACAACGGCCAAUGCGCUGGACAGGCUGCGCACCCAUCUGAGUCCCGUGGGCAGCUACUAUAAGCCACUGAUACGAGGAUUGGGAGGCGGCAGCAGGCGUGAUCCAGACGAUCGUCGCGAACUGCUGCUCGACAAAGACAAGACGCCCACAUUGUCAGCUGUCUCGCGGUUGGAGAACAAAUACUCGGAUAUAUUGGAACGCACCGCUGGACGUCGCCGCCAUGAAGAGGAUCGGGAUAAGACUCUCGAACCUGAUGACUACGGUGCUGUCUCCAGCGGACUUCUGCGCAGUGCCACCUCUCAUCAUCUGGGCAAACCUAAGCUAUCGUCGAGCUCCUUCAAUGCUGGCGAUCGCAAGGAACGAACUCCCUACAGAACUCGCGCCCAACGCCAUCGAAACAUGGCUGACUCAACUGACAGCGGCUAUCUAACGACCAGCGGCAAUCGACUUUUGGACGACAGUUAUCCUCUGGACUAUGGCAAUCGCUAUCAAGCAAACAACGACUAUCACGAUGCUUUGCGAGCAGGGGGGAGCAACUGGCUACCCGUCGAGCCGAUACACCCGGAGAGGGGGCAAACGAAGACUCUGCGCUAAACACACAGCGUCUAAAUCGAGCCUAUGGGCGAACCAAAACCGAUCUGCUGGGCACAGAUUCGCACAUUGAUGAGAGUGCCAGUUCUUCUAGUACUCGCAGUCGAUUCGCUAAUCGGCGCAGAGAGCCGCCUCCUCCAGCGGAGUU